UCUGCCGGCGCAACCCCUCCGCUUCUUCAGUGCGCAACCACAGGUACCUAGGUAUUACGACAGAUCACCCCUGACUAUAUUCGUCUUGACGCCAGCUUACCGAAAGCGAACAAUCUAAAUUGAUUUUGUCUUUUUGUCAGUGCUCAGAGGUGUACUGUACAAGUUUAUUCGGCUGUUUAGCCAGGUCAAGCUGCCAAGAUGGGUGUCGCAAAAAAGACAAGAAAGUUUGGCGCAGUAAAACGUAUGAUAGGCAAGCGCGAUGAGCGCCUAAAAAAGCCCAAGGUUCCCGAGGGCGGUAGCGGCAAGGCCAAGGCCGGCCCGAGCACCACAUCCGCACCCGGCGCCGGCGAGCCCGUCCGGCAAGUCACAGCCGCGCCCAAGGGUCUCUUCUUCAGCCAUAACGAGAACAUCGUGCCACCAUACAACGUGCUGGUUGAUACUUCCUUCAUCACUCACACCGUCGGCGCCAAGAUCGAGUUGCUCGAGGGCCUCAUGGAUGCCAUGUACGCCACCUGCCGCCCCAUCAUCACCGACUGCGUCAUGGCUGAGCUCGAGAAGCUGGGGCCAAAGUACCGCAUAGCGCUCAGGAUUGCUCGCGACGAGAGGUGGGAGAGGCUCAAGUGUGACCACAAGGUUUACGCCGAUGACUGCCUGGUCGACAGAGCCGUCAAGAACCGCAUCUACAUAGUGGCCACCAACGAUAGGGAUCUCAAGAGGAGGAUACGCAAGAUUCCGGGUGUACCUAUAGUCACUUGCGGCAGGAAGAAAUACUUGGUCGAAGGCCUACCUGGUGCACCGACGAAAUGAACGAGGUCGGUAGUUGACAAGUCUUGACGUGGUUGUCGAAGCAGAGUGGACAAACCGCAGCGCCCAAGAUGAGGGAUAUGUUGUGGGUUCUAGGCAGGUCGACUGUGCCGUGCCUUGUACUCGAGCGUUAGAGUUGUAUGAUGCUUGACCUUGAACUGUUUCACCAUGGCAGUGGGUACAAAAAACAUGUUGCGACCUUGGGGUAAAAGAUUGGGG
Messenger RNA from Pyricularia grisea, 1023 nucleotides. RefSeq lists its product as uncharacterized. The record is from RefSeq and is a predicted model, not a curated record. Gene Ontology annotation, cellular component: small-subunit processome; nucleolus. The coding region runs from base 199 to 807 and encodes 202 amino acids. The transcript is spliced from 2 exons. Lineage: Eukaryota; Fungi; Ascomycota; Sordariomycetes; Magnaporthales; Pyriculariaceae.